AUGUGUACCAAACGAAAGGAAUGCAAGCUGCAACUAUCUGAUAUCACUAAGAUCUUAGACACCGACAUUAAUCAUGCUUUGGAAGAUUGGGAUAAGGCAUACCAAACACUGCUCGAAGAAACAUUUUCUAGUGAUGGGAAUGGACCUACACACGAAUUACCGCUCAAUCCUGAUGUAGACAAGGUAGAUGAUGAAGGAUACACUCUCCUGUACAAGGCUGCUUUAGUAGGUGAUCUCAAAGAGGUCGAGGUUCUUAUUUCACAAGGAGCAAACCUAGAGUCACCAAGCAAGGGUGGACUUCAGCCUCUUCAUGUAGUAGCCAGAGAAGGACAUGCAGAUAUUGUGGAUUGCCUCGUCCUGCAUAGAGCGGACCCUUGUGUCGAAUGUGAAUUGGGUCAAACACCUCUUCAUAGAGCAGCAGUAAAUGGGCACAUUUGCAUGUUGAAAAGUCUUAUUGUAGAAGGGGUCAAUGUCAACAAGGCUGAUAAGCAAGGUUUAACACCGUUCAAUGUUGCCAUUCAACACGGUCAUCUAGAUGCUGUCAAAUAUCUCAUGGAUAAAGGUGCCAAGCAGAAUAGAUAUGAUGGAAUGACCCCACUCUGUGCUGCAGCUCAGCUCGGUCAUUUAGAUAACCUGAAAUUCUUAGUUUCCAGUGGGGCUGAUGUGAAUGAAGAAAAUGAUGAUGGCACAAUUGCCCUUCAUGGAGCUGCUAUCAUUGGCAACAUAAUAAUCAUAGAUUACCUUACUCAAUGUGGGUCAGAUCUUAACAAGGCUGACAAGGAAAGCUUUACACCGUUCAAUGCUGCUAUUGAAGAAGGCCAUUUAGAAACUGUCAAAUAUCUCAUAGAUAAAGGAGCCAAGCAGAACAGAUAUGAUGAAAGGACCCCACUCUAUGCCAUGUAUGCUGCAGCUAGAUUCGGUCAUCUAGAUAUCGUGAAAUUCUUCAUUUCAAAUGGCGCUGAUGUGAAUGAAGAAAAUGAUAACGGGAGAAUUCCCCUACACGGAGCUGGUAUCAGUGGUAACAUAAAGAUCAUGGAAUAUCUCAUCCAACAAGGUUCUGAUGAGAACAGCGUUGAUUCAAAAGGUUGGACACCAUUCAAUGCUGCUAUUGUAUACGGUCAUCUAGAAGCUGUCAAAUAUCUCACAGAUAAAUGUGCCAAGCAAAACAGAUGUGAUGGAGCAACCCCACUAUAUGACGCAGUUCAAUCAGGACAUUUAACAUGUUUAGAUAUCAUUGAAUUCCUCGUUAGCAACGGUGCGGAUGUAAAUGAUGAGGGUUAUAGAGGGAGGAUUCCCCUACAUGAAGCUGCUGUUAAAGGUAACAUGAAAAUCAUGGAAUACCUUAUGCAACAAGGUUCGGAUGUGAAUAAGGGUGGCCGUAAUGGUUGGACACCAUUCAAUGCUGCCAUUCAAUACGGCCAGUUAAAAGCUGUCAAAUAUCUCAUAGAUAAAGGAGCCAAGCAGAACAGGUAUGAUGGAAUGACUCCACUCUUCACUGCAGCUCAAUUCGGUCAUUUAGAUAUCGUGAAAUACUUCAUUUCUAAGGGAAUUGAUGUGAAUGAUGAAGAUGAUAAUGGGAGGAUUCCUCUUCACGGUGCAGCUAUCAGUAGUAACAUGAAGAUCAAGGAGAAAAAAAGGUGCAACUUUUGA
Molecule: messenger RNA, 1650 nt
Organism: Lytechinus variegatus (green sea urchin)
Lineage: Eukaryota; Metazoa; Echinodermata; Echinoidea; Temnopleuroida; Toxopneustidae
Product: ankyrin repeat domain-containing protein 50-like
Exons: 1
Coding region: 1-1650 (549 amino acids)
Biological process (GO): innate immune response
Cellular component (GO): cytoplasm
Molecular function (GO): protein binding
Source: RefSeq, a predicted model, not a curated record